AGGGUUGAUGCUGAUCAUGAGUUGAGAGCGGAGUCAGUCGAACACCAGCAGCGCUUAAGAUCGGAUCUAGUCAAGACUAAUAAAGAUAAAACAUAAAAAUCAAAGUGUUGGUGUUCUACUUGGGGUAUUUAUCACAUCCCUACAAAAUCAGAAGUGGGCCGAUCUCGUGCCAAUUAAACAAUUAAAUAAAUCAAAAAUCAUGGACAUGAACAACGCAUCAAUCGCGCAGUUAAAAAGGUGGCUAAAUGUGUUACGGUUGCCAACCACGGGAAACAAGCGCGAAUUAAUAUUGCGUUUAAACAAAAUUUCGACGGAAAAGCGUAAUUAUCUGAAAUCAGUCAUGAAUCAAGACGAAGACGGCGAUGGAAUCAACGAUGAAGACGUAUAUGAAGAGGAUCUGGAAUUAGGAAGCCAAGAAAAUGACAAUGAUAAUGGCGACGCAGACGGAGGUAACGACAACGACAAAGCUGGAGUACAAGAAAACGAAAAAGUCAGAGGCGAAGGAAACGACAAACACGGAGGUGGAGCUAAAGGAAAAGAUGGCGAUAAAAAUAAGAGUAAAAUUGGCGGCGAUCAAAGCGGAAAAGGCGGAGACAGAAGGAACAGCAAAGAUGGAGGCGAAAACAACGGCAGCGACGGCGGCAGAAACAAUGACCACGACGGCGGCGAAAACAACAACAGCGACAGCGGCAGAAACAACGACCAUGGCGGCGACGAAAACAACAAAAGCGACGGCGGCGAGGGAGAGAACAAAGAUGGAGAUCAUGCACGCAGUGACAGGAAUGAAGCCGGCAGCAGCGGCGCAAAAGAAGGCGCCACUGAAGAAGUGAAAUCAGGCAACGUUGCGAAGUCGGAGUUUACGGAAUUUCACAACCCAAGCAUCGACAUUUCAUUGGGCAUGGCAACACAAGUUAUGAGUGAUUUUUCGGGCGAAACUUGCGCACGAAAAUGGAUAACGCAAAUGAACAAUAUUGCAACCAUUUAUGGUGUUAGUGGAAAAUACAUUAAAAUGCUGAUGAUUACUAAAAUAAAGGGAAAAGCCAACGUGUGGCUACAUGCAAACCCGGAGCGUAUCAUGCUACCGCUGGAGGAGCUAACCGCGGAACUAAUUUCAAUGUUCUCGGAUAAAGUUUCGAAAUUAGAGGCAAGGCGUCAAUUCGAGAACCGGAAAUGGAGUUCCGGUGAGAGUUUUGGAAGCUACGUUGACGACAAAGUGAUGCUUGGCCAAAGAAUCGACUUAGAUACAGAGGAGAUGAUAAGUCGCAUCAUCGAAGGAAUCCCCAAUCAAGGGCUACGAAAUCAGGCACAUAUUCAGUGCUUUGAAAAUAUCGCACACAUCAAACGUGCAUUUGCGGAUGUGGAGUUGCCGAAAUUGUAUGUUGGAAGGAAAGAGGCAGCAGCGAACGGAGACGAGAAGGACAGCAAGGUCAUGCGUUGCUAUAAUUGCAAUGCUCGAGGACAUUGGGCGAAGGAGUGCAGGAAGCCGAGACGAGAGAAAGGGUCGUGCUAUGCAUGUGGCGAGAUGGGACAUUUUGUGGCUAAGUGCCGAAAGAACAAAGCUAAGAGCGAGGUCAAGAACAAUUAUAAUGCCUCAUAGAUACAGGGAGCCCAAUUUCAUUCAUAAAAAUUUCUAAAGUACCAGAAAAUAUUUGUAAGAUGCCAGUUUUAAGUUCGUAUCAUGGAAUAAAUGAAAGUUAUUUGGAAACUUAUGGCAGAAUUUUAUGUUAUAUAAAGA
Drosophila bipectinata is the source of this 1735-nucleotide messenger RNA. RefSeq lists its product as uncharacterized. The record is from RefSeq and is a predicted model, not a curated record. Gene Ontology annotation, molecular function: nucleic acid binding; zinc ion binding. NCBI's taxonomy places the organism in Eukaryota, Metazoa, Arthropoda, Insecta, Diptera, Drosophilidae.